Penicillium daleae is the source of this 891-nucleotide messenger RNA. Its product is annotated as serine hydrolase domain-containing protein. Lineage: Eukaryota; Fungi; Ascomycota; Eurotiomycetes; Eurotiales; Aspergillaceae. The transcript is spliced from 4 exons. The record is from RefSeq and is a predicted model, not a curated record. Bases 1 to 891 code for a protein of 296 amino acids.
AUGAUAACCACACAUAUCCUCAGAGAUCUGAUAUGUCACACUUCUGGCUUCAUUUAUGACAGUUCAUCAACUCUACUAAAAAAGUGGUCCAAGUCAGUGGGUCGAUCAGCACACACGUUCUGCGGGAGCAUGGAAGGAUACACUCACCCAAUUCUCUUCGAGCCCGGAACCUCAUGGGGGUAUGGAGCGGGUUUGGACUGGGCCGGUCGCCUAAUCGAAAAUGUCUGUAACUGCUCGCUUGAAGAAUACAUGCAGAAAAAUAUCUGGUCAAAAAUCGGAGCCACAUCAACAACCUUUCAUCCAGAGCUACGUGAAGAGACUCUUCCCCGAAGACUAGGAAUGGCCUAUCGGGUUAGUGUUGGUCAGGGCACGAAAUCCGUCAAGUCCAUUCCUGUCAUGUUGGGACAGCCGCUAAAAGACGACCUGGGAGGAAUCGGACUUUGGAGCACGCCAAAUGACUUUAUCAAACUCCUGACUGCUCUCUUGCAAGGUGGACAGCCGUUAUUGACGAAAGCUGGUGUUGAUGUCUUAUUCCGACCACAACUUAGUGAUGCCUCCCGAGCAGCAAUGCCUUUGCCUUUGGGAAGUCAAAUGCGACGUAUCCUUGGUAUAAAAUCAGUCGAUGAUAUUGACCAGGCAGAUCAUUGUUUGGCUGGAACAAUAACGCUAAAAGAUAUCCCUGGUCGCCGGCCUCACGGUACAGUGAACUGGAGCGGACUACCAAAUCUUCACUGGUGGAUCGAUCAACAGACGGGCAUUACAGCUGCACUAUUCACUCAGCUUAUGCCACCCGGUGACGCUGCCGUGACGGGUCUGUUGAUCGAAUUAGAAAUAGCACUAUAUAGGGCUUUACGCAAAAGAGAGGAUUUUAGUCCAGUCGGGAAGUUGUAG